ACGAGGCCGCUCGAUUUCUUCCUCGUUCCAUGGGCGGUGGGGGCCUGCGUCGCCAGCGUUAUGGGGGGGGGCAUGAUUACCGUCGUUUGGCUGUUAUGUCAAACUGUAGUUCAUCCGAUUGUGUUCAUGAUGAAGAAAGCUCUUCCAGUGAAGAUGGUACUGGUGUUGUGAGGAGGAAGAGUCACUUGGAUGAUGCUUUGUUUGAAUUUUUUAGCAAACAGGCUAUUAAAAGCUUGAAGAGGGACUUCUCUAAAUUUUGCAGGGAUUCUGAUAUGUGGGCAGAGAAUAAAAGGCCGAAGUUUUCUGGAGUUGAUAAGAAAUGUUUCUCUGUUUACUCUUUCAAGUACUUCCUCGAAGUUCUGAAUCGGCUAACUGUGGAGCAGAGUGCUAUCAUUGAGAAAUUUGGUUUUGGUUGUCUCCUCUGUCUUUCCAAGACUUAUACCCUUCAUCAUUUAUACGUUGGCUUGCUUGGUCCGUUGAUGUUGAUUGUUCUCAAAUCAUUGUUGAUGACAAGAUAAUAUAUCUUUCAAAAGAUUAUUUUCAUCUUGUUCUUGGUUUGCCAAAUGCUGGUGAUGAGCUGGUCGAAAAUAGUGAUGCUGGAAUGGAUUUCAUCAAAUCAUUAUUUCACUUAUCAGAAGUCCCUCAUAUCACCUUUUUUGGCAACAAAUUAAACUCGAAGCAGACUCUAAGCGAUCAAGAGGUGUUUGUUUGUUUCAUGCAAGUUGCUAUAUGUUGCUUUUUGUGCCCUUCUGCUAGUGAUCAUUUGGACACAAGGUUUAUAGAUCAGCUUGGUAAUCCUGAAAGAUCCAGAUGUUUUGAUGUUUGUCAGCUUGUCUACAAGCAUCUCAUGUUUGGAAUUACUAUAAUGUCUAAGUUUGCUCAAUUGAAAGGAAGGAAUCCUAAGGUGUUUGAGUUCUGUUCGUAUGCACUUGCAGUUUAUUAUCUGGAUUGUCUUGAUUUUGGCAUCCAUAUUGCUGGCACUGGAUUUCCUAGGGCAGCUUCAUGGCGUGGAGACAUGAUCAAAGUGUACUCUGAUUUAGAUCGCAAAAGCAGAAGAUGUUUUGGAAAGAGGCGGAUGAAGAAAAAUCUUGAAGAAUGUUACUUGGGGGCAGUCAAUGUUAUGAACCAAGGAUUUAAUGCAACCAAUUGUGAGUUUAUGUCUCAAAGGCAGAAGGCAUCCAUUCAUGAUAAAUUUGGCAUGACUUUGUCUGCA
Lolium rigidum is the source of this 1213-nucleotide messenger RNA. RefSeq lists its product as uncharacterized. The coding region runs from base 30 to 518 and encodes 162 amino acids. The transcript is spliced from 7 exons. Lineage: Eukaryota; Viridiplantae; Streptophyta; Magnoliopsida; Poales; Poaceae. The record is from RefSeq and is a predicted model, not a curated record.